Sebastes umbrosus (honeycomb rockfish) is the source of this 2229-nucleotide messenger RNA. It is a transcript of the gene rasd4, whose product is annotated as rasd family member 4. Gene Ontology annotation, molecular function: GTPase activity; GTP binding. The coding region runs from base 276 to 1043 and encodes 255 amino acids. NCBI's taxonomy places the organism in Eukaryota, Metazoa, Chordata, Actinopteri, Perciformes, Sebastidae. The record is from RefSeq and is a predicted model, not a curated record. The transcript has a single exon.
AGUAUUAAACACCAUCUCUGAUCCUGUUUGCAGCAGCAGUCAGAAACUAACCGCGACACUCUGCUGGAAAUGUUUUCUGCAGCAUUACAUACACACAAAGGAAAUAACUCUGUCACACAUUUUUUUCUCUUACUCUUCUUGAUUUGCAUAAGUGCCUGUGAUUGGUUGUUGCAAGCUCACGGAGAAGGAAAUACUGCCCUCUCCUGAUUGGCAGGGAGCAGAAGGGGGCAGGUGUUGUGUGUGAACAUAAAUACAGCCUUGACAGGCACACUUGCAUGCAUCUGCUACCAUCAUCCUCUUCAACAGAACUACAUCCAGCUCCAUCACUGACAUCAACUCAGUCUUCAGACGAGGAUCCACAGGUCAAGGAGAAGAGAUUCUCUCAAGCAGGAGAAAAAGAGCAACAGGAGGUCAUCAUGUCUUUUGAAGUAAAGGAGAAGACAGAGGUGCGUCUGGUGUUUCUGGGAGCAGCUGGAGUGGGGAAAACAGCCCUCAUCCAACGCUUCCUCAAAGACACCUUUGAGCCCAAGCACCGGCGCACGGUGGAGGAGCUCCACAGGAAGGAGUACGAGGUGGCGGGCGUUAAAGUCACCAUCAACAUCAUGGACACCAGUGGCAGCUACUCCUUUCCCGCCAUGCGCAAGCUCUCCAUCCAGAACAGCGACGCCUUCGCCCUGGUCUACGCCGUGGACGACCCCGAAUCCCUGGUCGCGGUCAAGAGCCUGCGAGACGAGAUCCUGGAGGUCAAGGAGGACAAGUACACGCCCAUCGUGGUGAUAGGCAACAAGAUAGACCGUCACAACGAGCGCCAGGUGUCCAGCAAGGACGUGCUGUCCACGGUGGAGCUGGACUGGAACCACAGCUUCGUGGAGUCCUCCGCCAAAGACAAUGUCAACGUGCUGGAGGCUUUCAGGGAGCUGCUCCAGCAGGCCAACCUGCCCAGUCGGUUCAGCCCGGCGCUGUGCCGGAGACGGGAAACCUUCCCCAAGGAGAGCAGCAAACGACCCCCGAUGAACAAGACCAACAGCUGCCUCAUCUCAUAAUGAUGUUCAGGCUAAAGAGGCAGAGAGAAAACUGCCCAAAAGAGAGUGAAAGGGCUUUGUAUGGUGGGGAGCUGCACACCAAGAGACAGUGUUAAAUGUUAACAGACUCUAAUGAGACAGUAAAUUAUGUGUCCUCAGGCACAGAGAUACUGCAGCGAGGACGGACACAUAACCAUGAAAACAGACACCACUUUUUAAGACGUGAAAGAAUGUGGUUGAACAACUGCUUGCUGAAAACAAUGUGCACGGACACUGCUUACUGUGAAUGUCAACAGUGAUGGCGUAAUAAAACGUGACAGUGUAAAAGCAGCAUUAUGUAUCAUAAGCUCAGUUUUCGAUCAAGUGUACAUGUGAGGUUUCAUUUUUUAGGCUUUUGUGCAAUAAAUGUGAAGUGAUGGGUGUUUAUGCAAAAAUGUGUUUACAUAAGAAGACAGAGAACAACAGAAGGACAACGGUUUAUAUUUUUAAUAGCAGCACAUCAACACAUUAUGUUGUGAAUUAUUGUGAAGCCUGUCCUGUAACUCUGACGUUUUGAAAUACAUACUUCUGGUGUUUUUUUCUCUCUUUUUGUUUGACUAAUAAAUACUUUUUUUUUUAAAUGGGAGUUUGACUUGUUUUUGAGAAUUUAAAGGGUUUUUCUUUUCACCAUAACAGCACGAAGAACAAGGCGAUAUUUGAUGAUCUUAUCAGUGAUUACUUCAUGAUAAAUAAAGCAUAUUUACUUUACCUCCAGUCACAUUUGUGCAGGUUGUUUUGUCAUUUUUUCUGAUAUAGGACUUUUCUUGACGUGACAGAGCAGACAGAAUUAAAUAUGUGUGUAGGGGAGGGGUCAUAUUCACAUUUGAAAAUUAUUAAGGUACAUAUUAGUUAGUUAUUACAGUCCAAACUGAAAUACAAUGAAAAUAAAAUACAGCUAAGUUUGAAUCUAAGGACUUAAAAUUGUUUUGUACGGUCAAUUGUAUAAAUGUAGUAAUUCUGUCAUAGCAUAUGGAGAUAUUUGUUUGUUAAAUGGUGUAAUAAAUUGGUGGACACAAUUGCAUUGUGUUGACUCAACUUCUUUUUCUUGAGAACAGUGCUGGUCUGACCAGAAAUGUAAGUAAAAAAAAAUAAAAAAAAAAGCAGAUAACUAAGAAUUGCUUCAUCACUUCACCAACCUGUCUGUAUUUAAAGUGACUGUUGUUUAAAA